AUGCUUCCCUCUCCCUCUGAACCAGUACCGCAAGCUGGCACCAUGCUUGAGCGGCCACCACUUGUCCACACUGAUGCAAUCUUCCACUCGCUGAUGGAUGAACUGCAUCCCGAGCUGGCUCAUAUACCACUGCCAUUUAUCCAACACCAGAUCGCGGAGUGUCGAGUGCCAAUGAUUCGUGGGCUUGCCUCAGUGGAUGACGCGGCAUUACAACAAACAUCAGGCUACCAGGGGACAGCCAUCGUCCGUCUCCUCCCUGAUCGUGACUUGUCUGAAGACGAGCCCGGACUCCAGCCCACCCAUCUUCUCGCCAUUUCCACUCGUUCUGCUCCCCUUGACCCCCCUCGAUUCGUUGCCAUCCAUGGAAUGGUGAUGGCCAUGUACUGCUCAGCCCCGAUUCUCAAUUCAAAAGCAGCUGCCGAUGGGCCGGAUCCCGACACGGUCGUUUUACCCGUCACAACACUCGUUCUCCCCUCCGUUCCUGCCUUCUACGCAUUGAGGGCGUAUAUGUAUGCUCCGCAUCCACUUAGCCUGCUACAGGCCCUGUUUCCCGGUGCGCUUUCGUGGGGAGGACUUGUCUCUUUCGACAACCUUGGCAGUCAGCUAUUCGACUCCAUCCAAUCUCGCGCAAAUAAAGGGAAAGAAGUCAUUGCCAAACUACAAAACUACGCUCUGCGGGUCAGAGAUGUUUGGCUGUGUGCUUGGACACUGGCCGUCUACCGCACAGAACUUUGGGACGCGUUGGACCUCGCUUCAGCGGUAGUAGUUCAUGCUCUUGGUUUAGCCGUAGCUCGCCAAAACAACAUCAAAAGUACAUAA
This is a messenger RNA of Mycena indigotica, 819 nucleotides long. RefSeq lists its product as uncharacterized. The transcript has a single exon. The coding region runs from base 1 to 819 and encodes 272 amino acids. The record is from RefSeq and is a predicted model, not a curated record. NCBI's taxonomy places the organism in Eukaryota, Fungi, Basidiomycota, Agaricomycetes, Agaricales, Mycenaceae.